Messenger RNA from Populus nigra (black poplar), 1503 nucleotides. RefSeq lists its product as uncharacterized. Lineage: Eukaryota; Viridiplantae; Streptophyta; Magnoliopsida; Malpighiales; Salicaceae. Bases 878 to 1267 code for a protein of 129 amino acids. The record is from RefSeq and is a predicted model, not a curated record. The transcript is spliced from 3 exons.
CAUUGUCCUUGCCAUGUCAAGCAGAACCAUUCCAAGAUCCUCCAUGUAGCAAAACAGUAGCCAUUGAUCACCUGCCUGCACACACACACACUCUCUACCAUGCCCAGAAGAAUCCUCCAAGACUACAAUGACCACAUCCUCCACCUCUCUAUCACCUCUAAAAUGGCCCAGCUGGACCAAAAUUUCUACACAAAAACAAAAUAUAUUCUUAAGGUAAAAAAUGGAAGCAAAGAAUUGUCAUCCAAUCACACCUCUCGAAUUCUUUCUCCAAAACAUCCAAAAUGAAAAAAAGAUUGUAUCUUUUUCCAUAAAUGCCCUUUCUUGAACCCCAUUUUCAUAGCUCAUGUUUAAGAGUUUCUUCUUUCCUAGAUGGGCUUUUUUGGUUUCUCAUAUAUAGGAGUUUCCCAGAAGCAGAACAAAAUUUACAUGACUGGCUGGCUGUCUCCUUGUUGGAGUGAUUUUCUUUGUUCUUUUUAUAUUGUUUUUGCUUCUCUCUCUAAAUCUUUGCCCUUUAUAUGUUUUUCUCUCUGUAGGAUGCGAAAACGGUUGUUUUCUUGGUUAAGUUGAAUUGGGGUUUUGUUUUCUUUGCUUAAUCACCAAGUUUUAGUGAUUUUGAAGGAGAAGAUGGAAAGGUUUUUUAUAGGUUUUCAUCAAGUUUGUGUCUUUAUACUUUUUUCUUUAUAAAAAGAGAAUUUUUAAAAAUAAUAUCCUUAUUUCAACCGGAUUUAUUUCUUGUUUUGCUUUAUUAAAGAGUGUUUAUUGAAUUUUGGGUUAAGAAAUCUAAAGGGUUUCAUUAGUUCUCACCAAAUUUUGCUUUUCUAUACCUUCUUGUCAAUAUUUUUUGGCUUAACUGCAAGAAUUAUAGUGGAGAUACACAAUGUCGAAGAAUAAUAAGAAAAGGGUUGCUGUGAAUUCUCAUCAAUCUCAAUUUGUUGACGAGGGAGCAAUAAAUAGAGUGAAAUAUCAAAACCUACUGGAGGAUUUCUUGGAAUUGCAAAAGGAUUUUGUUUCAAAGAAGAGAAAAUUGCGAACAGUUGAGCAGAAAAGAGAGAUUCUUUCAGCUGAAGUUAGAUUUUUAAGACAGCGGCAUGAAUUUUUUAUGAAGAUGCAAUCGGGUAACCUGGUGCAAAGUCUUGUUCCAGAGAAAGAUCCAUGCAUGGAAGAUCUUGUUCCUAAGAUAUCUUUACCUGUAGAAGAUCUAGUUCCUGGGAAAUAUUCAUCUAUGCCAUAUCAAGGGAAGUUUGUUGGGAAGCCAUUGAGUGAAUAACACCUAAGAACGGCUUAAUCAAAGGCAAAAGCGUAGGGAAGAAGAAAAUUUUAUUGCAAGAUCAGGUGACUUUGAACGUCUAACGUCUUUUAGCUAUUGACUGGCUAGAGAAUUAUUAGUAUGUUCAUCAGGAUAGUCUUUCGAUUUAUCUUUUCGAUUUUUGAUAUUGUAAAUUGCGAAGAGCAGUUUUGAUGCAUCUUGUAAAUCAUUAUAGUAAAGUUUACUAUGGCUGAUUA